AUGCCGGACGAGACGGCGCAGCAGCGCACGGAGCGCCAGAACCGCCUCUCGCACGCCAUGGGCGUCAUGUUCCUCCAGGACAAGGUGGACAAGCUCGAACGCGAUGUGAGCAAGAUCACCUAUCCGCGCGCCAUGCGCCACUCCCACAGCGCUCCCACCGCCGAGCUCAACCCCACACAGCCAAGGUACCAUGCUGCCAAUCCACCACCCAAGCCAAGAGCCAUCACUGGGCCAGGUCUCCACCCCACCACAACAGCCACCCCAUCAACAUCGACGUCUGCAACAGCGACGGCAGCUACGUGCAUGCGGUUGGUGGAUGCGAGCGUGCUCAUCUUUUCGCUGCGCAGCGUGCACAACUGGACGCGCGACCGGGCUACGUGCGUCAUCAUCCCGCUCGAGGCCAUCAACACGCUCGACCUGCUCAAGAAGGGCGACGAGCCCAUCAACCUCGCGGCGCGCAAGGCGACGCGCUGGCUGGAGGAGAAGAUCGCCAUUGCGCCGCACGACGGCGACCAGCUGCUCACACAUCCCGCACCGGGCAUCUAUGCGCAGAAGGAGGCGUUCCGUGCAAGCACAGCGCAGAUCGACAAGAUCCGCGCACACGUCGUCGCCACCCGCCUCGGCGCAGCAGACCAAGCGCAGGCUGAAGCGAGGGAUGCGUUUGGGCUCGAGGGCGCACCGCGGUAUCUGCGCGAGCUGUUGGCUGCGUGUGUAUACUGCCAAACGGCGUGUGCGAGCGAGGUCGAGUUCAAGGUGGCUCUGGCGUAUCCACCUGCGCAUGUGCAGGAUAGCAUGAUGGCUGCACAUGCGGUAGGGGGUGACAGGCCGAGCUACUUGGUCAGGACGGACGGGCGCGCGACAGAGGCAUGGCUCGAUGCGUACAGUGUGCCGUUCGAGGUGGUGCCGACGUCCAAGACGUGGACGGGCGAAAAACAGUCAUCGCGCUUCCGAACGCAUGCACCUUCAUCGCACGAUGCUGACCUCCGCUCGGAGCCGAGCAAGAGCACGCGACCUGACGCCCGUCACUCCACCGCCAUGGCACGUGGGAGGGCGACGUCAAGCUCUCCACCACUGGACAACGGUCAUUUUGGCGGGAUUGACGCGCAGGAGGGUCCGAUCAUCGCACGGCCGUCGUCGCCCGCAUCGUCGGCUGCGUCGUUCCGCACCUCGUUCACCGCCUCGACCAGCUCGACGCACGACGAGCGCAGUCAGCGAUCCGCUGCCAGCGCAUCAUCCGUGCGCAUCGUGCGUCAUCCACCCGAUUCUUCCGCCGCCAACAACGACGCAGAACACGGCAGCAAGUGGUGCAGACUCACAAGUCGCACGCUGCACAAGACCCGCUCCGGCGCAGACAAGAUGGAAGACUACCUGCGUCGCCUCGAGGCCGGUGCAAGCGCGCCUGCGGAUAGACCGCGCACGACGCAGCACGAUCCUUAG
This is a messenger RNA of Moesziomyces antarcticus, 1437 nucleotides long. RefSeq lists its product as uncharacterized. Bases 1 to 1437 code for a protein of 478 amino acids. NCBI's taxonomy places the organism in Eukaryota, Fungi, Basidiomycota, Ustilaginomycetes, Ustilaginales, Ustilaginaceae. The transcript has a single exon. The record is from RefSeq and is a predicted model, not a curated record.